Colletotrichum chrysophilum is the source of this 1191-nucleotide messenger RNA. RefSeq lists its product as uncharacterized. Gene Ontology annotation, molecular function: 2-dehydropantoate 2-reductase activity; NADP binding. Lineage: Eukaryota; Fungi; Ascomycota; Sordariomycetes; Glomerellales; Glomerellaceae. Gene Ontology annotation, cellular component: cytoplasm; mitochondrion. The record is from RefSeq and is a predicted model, not a curated record. The coding region runs from base 1 to 1191 and encodes 396 amino acids. The transcript has 2 exons.
AUGGCCACGGUACCUGGUUCCUCGACACUGGGUGUGCCAGAAGCGACGAAGGAGAAGUUUAAUAAAGUCUUGGGUCUGCAACCAGAGCAGCAUGAGAAGGAGCUCUACGCCAUUUUCAAGGCGGAUUCUUUGUCGAGGUUCUACGUGCCUGCCGUAAUGAUGGGGCACGACUCACCGCCGCCGCCAUCGUCGAGGAUGACGCUCGAUAUACCGAAGGACACACGCUAUGUGAACGUCACUGGUAAUGUGAGCAGAGAUUCUAAAUGGAAGGAAAAAGCACCCUGGAGUGAUCGCAACCAUGCGUUUGCAGAGCGUUCGGAGUCUGUCGAGGACGACGGCCAUAUCAGCAAUCUUAUCGUGGGCGGACGACCUGGCCAGGUACUCGAGGCGCUGAGCAAGGUCCGGCACCGCGUGGACGACCGGACCGCCAUCUGCUACAUGUCAGACGGGCUUGGAGUUGCCGAGGCCGCGAAUAACAAGUAUUUCAAAGAUGAGGAAAAGAGGCCUUCCAUCGUUCUCGGGCAUUUCAGCAGCCCAGUCGCAUACAACAGGAAUUCCAAGUCGGUGCGGGUUAUGCAUCCAGACUACGCCACAUCACUCACGGGGGUGCGACCGCUCGUGGAGGGUAGAGACGAAUACCUCUCGGAAACGGCAUGGCUUAGGACGCAGUCUAUGCUGCAGAAGUUCGCGACGGCGGACUUGCUCAAGGCCCAGGGGAUGCAGCUCGAAAACUGGAUGAAGGUCAAGAUCCCGGCGCUGAUGUUCUCGGCUGUCGCAGAGCCGAUCUGUGUGCUUCUGGAUAGGCCGUACAAGGACCUGACUAGAAACCGCCACGCCAACUUGCUGAUGGACCAGCUUUUGGAAGAGAUCGCGGAUGUGGUGGCGAUUAUGCCGGAGGUAAAGCGGUCGCCGGAGCUGCAAAACAUGCUACGGAGAGGGUACAUGAAGAAGAUGAUCAUGAGCCAACUCUGGGGGAAGAAGGAUGCACCAAGCAGGAUGGCAUUGCAGAUCCGCAGGGGGGCGCUUACGGACAUCGACUAUCUGAAUGGAUUCUUCAUCCAGAGGGGUGAGAUGGCGGGCCUGAAGCUGCCUGCGAACAAAAUGGCCGUCAGUAUGGUCAAGGCUAAGCAUAAGACCGUCUGGAGAAAAACUCAGUCGUAUGUUCAUGUGGAAGAGACUUCAAGGCGGUAG